Messenger RNA from Hippoglossus stenolepis (Pacific halibut), 3845 nucleotides. Its product is annotated as HMG box transcription factor BBX. The transcript has 16 exons. Lineage: Eukaryota; Metazoa; Chordata; Actinopteri; Pleuronectiformes; Pleuronectidae. Gene Ontology annotation, molecular function: DNA-binding transcription factor activity, RNA polymerase II-specific; RNA polymerase II transcription regulatory region sequence-specific DNA binding. Gene Ontology annotation, biological process: regulation of transcription by RNA polymerase II. Gene Ontology annotation, cellular component: nucleus. Bases 829 to 3432 code for a protein of 867 amino acids. The record is from RefSeq and is a predicted model, not a curated record.
CUCCAGCUCUCACUCAGUCACUCAGAAAUAUUAUUAUCGCCGCUGUGGACAUGAUGUCCGCCUGCUGCCGUCGCCUCGCAGUCUCCCGUCUCUCACCGACAUUUGACGGAGGAGCAGUGUUUCACAGCAGCCGGUCCUCGGUGUCGCCGCUCCGCUCCCGCAGCUCCUCUCUCCUGUUUGAAAACACCGUGUAAAAUAAAUGUUUCUCAGUGAGGCGGUGUGACCCCCUCCUCCUCCUCCUGCUGCUCCUCCUGCUCCUGCUCUCCGCAUCAAAUACUCUUUAAAACCUGCGACGUUCGUCCGGCAGCUGCCGCGGCGGCACCGACCAUCACCGUCCUGUCGGCAGCUGUUCUACGAGCUCUCAGUGUGUUCGACCAUCGCAGGUUAAAACCGUGACACGUCCAGUUAGCAGGCUGCGGAGCUAGCAAGCUAACUAGCUACUUUUAUUCCUAGUAACGCUGCGAGGAAAUGGAGCGAGUGCUCAGCAAAACACUGGCCACGGAUGCAUGUGCCUGGGCAGAAAAUCCCCAGUUUAAUUAAUCAGUGUGGAUGUAUUGUCCUCGGAGUGGGAGACAUUGUCAGCGGAGAGUUUGACAGCAGUGAAUUAUCCCCCCACCACUGUACUGUACUUGGGGUUUCUCCUCCAACCCGAAGCAAGAUGGACUCUCAUUCGGCUUGUCUGUCUUGUCAGGGCUCGCAUCGACGUUGUGCACGGAGAUGAAAAUGUCUGCUUAGGGGUCAUCGUCAUUGCAUGACAAAGGCAGUGGCAGAUCCAUCUUCAUCACUCAUACAGCAUUUCCAUAGUUUCAUCUCCAGUGCGGUAGUACCAUGAAAGGUGGAGGAAGGGGUAAGGAGCCACCUGUUAUCGGGGAGGUCACUGGCAAGCGCCCCAAACGCAAAUGCCUUCAGUGGCACCCACUUCUCUCCAAAAAGACUCUAGAUUUCUCUGAGGAGGAGGAAGAAGAUGAUGAAGAGGAGCUGGAGAAGCAGCCAGUGUUGUGUGGCCAGGACCAGGGGUCGCAAAUGGAGUGUGGAAGCACAACAGAGGAUGUGGAGGAGGACUCAAAUGAACAACGAGCACGGCGGCCAAUGAACGCAUUCCUUCUCUUCUGCAAACGCCACCGGUCUCUGGUGCGACAGCAACACCCUCGCCUGGACAACCGCGGGGCCACCAAGAUCCUGGCUGAUUGGUGGGCUGUGCUGGAGCCCAAAGAGAAGCAGAAAUACACUGACAUGGCCAAGGAGUACAAGGAGGCUUUCAUGAAGGCAAACCCGGGCUACAAGUGGUGUCCCACCACCAGCAAGCCAGUUAAGAGUCCCUCCUGUCCACCAGUCAGCAAUCCUCGCAAAAAGGUUUGGUCCUUCUCUUCCAACUCAUCCAAGGACUCCACCACUGCCAAAAAAGUGCCCAAAACUGACAGCAUGCCACAGUUAAACUUUGCCAUGGCAGAUCCUACUAAGAUGGGAGGCCUUAGCAUGCUGCUAUUAGCUGGGGAACAUGCCCUCACGAACAGGGAGACCCCUUCCAGCACCAAACCUAGUUUACCCGACACAGCCAGUGAAGAGAACUGCUUUCCAGGGGAACAGGAAGAGAUGUUGUCUGGAACAAUACCGAAAAGAGGGCUUGAUGUUACUGAAAGCAGGGUUAAGACUGCCAUUUCCCCACCGGCAGAGUCAUCUCUGUCUGCGGCACCUGAAGGAAAACCAUGCAAACAGUCAGCUCUAUUCCAGCUUGCUGAGAUGUGCUUAGCGUCGGAAGCUGGAAAGAUGGACACAGUUGUGUCUCAGCCAGAGGACAGCUCCUCUGCUGCCUCUAUCCAGCAAACUAGAGUCAAGCCAGAGAUCAAGGAAGAGAAAGCAGACACGAAUGACUGUCCUCCCUCCUCUCACACAUCAGCCCUCUUACCUUCAUCUUCUGUCACGUCUACCUCCACUGAUGCCAUUCCCCAACAACUUAGCAGCCAAAAUGCAUGUGUCAAAAAGAAGAGCAAGAAAAAAGAGGUAACCAAGUCACAUGAUAACAAUGAGAUCCCUUGCACAGCAAAGAAGAUCUUCAAAAAGUCUAACCAUGCAGAAUCAGACGCGGAUAGUGUUUUCAGUACGAUUGAAGCCGUGGCCAAAGGGGCGUGGAAAGACACAGAGGAGAAGGCCAAGAAAAAGAUUCAGAGUGGUCCUAGUGGUGCUAGCUCUGGUUUUCCCAAAAAGAAGAGCAAGCCCAAAGUCAAGACCUCUAUUUCAGAAAAGGAGGAGGAGAUGGAUACAGACAGUGCGCAGUGUGCACAGUACAGUUCCUCUGAAGUGGAGAUACAGGAAGAGAUGACCAACAUGAGUCCCAAGACAGAAGCAGAGGAAGCAAGUAUUGGAAGCACAGACCUUCAGGACAGCAUGACAGAGCUCCAUCACUCCCCCUGCAACUUUUCACCUGCUAAGCUCAAAGACGAGGACAAGGGGAUGGAGAGGCAGGGUGAAGUGACCUUUGAGUCCAACAUGGAGCACCGCGGCUCAAGGAAAUCAGAACGGAGCUGUAAAGGAGCCUUGUAUAAAACCCUGGUUUCUGAGGGAAUGCUUACUUCACUAAGAGCCAACAUUGACCGAGGUAAAAGAGGAGCUUUCCGUGGUUCUGAUCCUGAUGCAAACUGGUGCGAUGACAGCUGGACUGUUCCCCAGGUGGUACCUAAUAAUUCCAAGAAGCUGAAAAAGUCCAAGCCCAAAGAUGAAUCUUCACAGGGCCUAGGGAAACUGGAGGAGGAGUUUGAAAAGAAAUUUAACAGCCUACCACAGUAUAGCCCAAUGACAUUUGAUAAGAAGGGCACUACUGUCGUAAAGAAGAAGAAGAGCGACAGCUCCACUGUCCAAGAGGAGGCCUUGAAAGUCGGAAAAGGACCAUCUCCAUCUCAGAAAAAGACUUCAUUCCACAAGAUUGUUAGGAAGCAAAAACAGAAAAAGGAGAAACCAGUGGACAAAGUGCUACAGAGUGAUUCCACCAUGCCGGAUUCAGCUUCAAAAGCCAAAUCAUGUGCCCCCGUUGCCACAAUGUGCCCAGAUUUGCAGGGUACCACUAGUAUGGAGAUGCUAGUUGGUAGCCAGAAGAGGAAAGCGAGGAAGACCAAGAUCACACACUUGGUGCGCACAGCUGAUGGCAGUGUGUCUCCAGCUGAGGAGGACAAAACUAGGGACCUGAACCAGGAACAGGAUAAGAAGCCAUUACACCAACAGAAUUUAUGCAAUGAAAAAGGGUGCUACAGUAAUCCCAGAGCAGAGGAGACGGAGAGGAGCACCGUACCACAAGAGCUACCUGCUUUCUUCAGCUUGGCAGCCCUCGCUGAGGUAGCAGCCAUGGAAAACGUUCACAGAGGCCAGAGAGGCUUGGCUGAGAGUCAGAAGAAAGAGCUUGCCCAGACUCCAGUCCUCAUCUCCUGUGCUGAUCAGUGAAACUCUGCUGCUGUUAUGAGAAGCCACAACCUGGACAUUGACAGUGGAGCUUUAUUUCCUCAGUGGUAAGCCCACGCUGAAGGGAGACUUGAACAGGAAGCUUUGGAAGGACUCCUUCCUCCUUAUGGUGAAUUUGCUUGAGCUCGGGUUCACGUUGGGGGAAAGACACCUUCUCCUCCUCCUCCCUGCUCCUUGCUAUCUCAGUGUUUCCCUGAAGCCUUCCUUUGGUUUGAGGCAGGAUGCCUUUCUUCACCCCCCUUAGAUGCUCUGUUAGGGCCUGUGGAAGAACCAAGCUAUCUCUUAGUGCAUGGGUUCCCCUAUAGAGAUGGUUCAGUUUGUUGUACACUGUUUUGUCAACUAGAGGCCAUUUUUAAGGUCAUAUCUUGCCGUUUAAUAAAGAGCAUUUUAGGUAA